This is a messenger RNA of Phragmites australis (common reed), 1227 nucleotides long. RefSeq names its product beta-selinene synthase-like. NCBI's taxonomy places the organism in Eukaryota, Viridiplantae, Streptophyta, Magnoliopsida, Poales, Poaceae. Gene Ontology annotation, molecular function: terpene synthase activity; magnesium ion binding. The record is from RefSeq and is a predicted model, not a curated record.
AUGAAUACGAAGAAUGGCAUCGCGAAGCUGGACUUCAACCUUGUUAUGUCCCUGCACCUCAAGGAGCUCAGGGAACUCUCCCUAUGGUGGAGGGCGCUCUACAAUGAUGUGAAGCUACCUUACGCCCGAGACCGCAUGGUGGAGAUCUUCUUCUGGGCAUGUGGAGUGAUCCCCAAGGAGGAACACUCUCGCGCGCGAAUUAUAUUCUCAAAGACGUUUGCACUUACGUCCCUGAUCGAUGACACCAUUGAUGUCCACGCUACCUUGGAGGAGGCCCAAAAAUUCAACGAAGCUAUGCAGAGAUGGGAUGAAAGCGCAGUUUCUGUCGUACCAAAAUACCUGACUCUGUACCUAAGAACGCUUAAGGGGUUCCAAGAAUUUGAGGAUACAUUGGAACCGAACGAGAAGUACCGUAUGUUUUACGUCAAAAAAGCGUACAAAUUGCUGUCAGAAUACUACAUUCAGGAAGCCACAUGGGCGAACGAAAACCACGAGCCGACCUUCAAGGAGCACGUAGACGUGUCGACCAUAUCGUCGGGCCUCCCGAUGCUGGUCCCCGUGCUGCUGCUGGGCUCAGGCCAACAGGCAACUCGGGAAGCAUUUGAGUGGGCAGAUAGCGCGCCUGAUAUGGUCCUCGCCAGUGGAAUGGUCGGCCGCUUCCUCAACGAUAUGGCUUCUUACACGCUGGGGAAGAACAAGAAGGACGUCGCCAACGCGCACGAGUGCUACAUGAAGGAGCAUGGCGUCACAGGAGACGAGGCCUUCGCGGUGAUUGCGAACAUGACGGAGGAUGCAUGGAGGAGGAUCAACCGGGCGUGCAUGGAGAUGGACCCCGCGAUGCUGCCGGCGUGUCAGAUCGCCGUGGUCAACUUGACGAGGUCGAUGGAGAUCAUAUACCUCGGCGGCAGGAGGGACGCCUACACCUUCGCCAGCAACCUCAAGGAUCUCGUCACCUCCCUCUUCCUCAAGCCGCUCCCGGUUUAAGCUUCUGAUCGAUCAUCCACAGAUAUGCAACCAUGGGAGAAAUACAUAUCGAUUACUGCCAAGUGUUUAGCUUGUGAGAAUAAUAAUAAUUAAACGUCCGUGCCGGCGUCGCCCGAGCGAUAUAUAGGCUGUGGAGACAUAUAUUCAAGUCACUGCUUGAUUUGUGAUCUUGUCACUAUCGACAAUAUUCCUGUUGUAAUCGACCUACAUCCUGCAAAUGACAAACAUUCGGCUUCUUAUAUA